CUUAUCUGUUCUGCAGUGGUAUUUCUAUACGAUUCAAUGAUCACCACUGGGGAAGAAAUACGGUGUUUCUGGGGACGAAAGAUGACAGGGGCAGCCAUCUUGUUCUGGUUGAAUAAGUACAUGACCGUGCUCUAUCUGGUUUGGGAGCUUGCAACGUGUUUCAACAUAUCAGACAAGGUCUGUACCCUGCCCCGGCCUCGCUAG
Messenger RNA from Dichomitus squalens LYAD-421 SS1, 204 nucleotides. RefSeq lists its product as uncharacterized. The transcript has a single exon. Lineage: Eukaryota; Fungi; Basidiomycota; Agaricomycetes; Polyporales; Polyporaceae. The annotation marks the transcript as partial. The record is from RefSeq and is a predicted model, not a curated record.